AUAGGAUCUCAUACUUGAGCAGGGAAUUGGAUUAGAAGUCCUCCAAGAUCCCUUCCAACCUUGUUAUUCUGUGUUCUAAAACAAGAAAAUACAGGUUUUAAAAAUGAAUGGGUGCUGAAUGAACAUGAACUGAAUAUAAAAGUGAUGGGCUGGCACAAAAGAAGGUCAUACAGAGACCUGAAUGGAAUGAGAAUCAAAUUGCAAAGCAAAUAUAAGAACGAAAAGUGAAUAGGUUGAAAGAAACUACAGAGUUCAAUAUGAUUGGAGUCAAGGAGAUCUUUAAAAAGGGAAAGCUAAGAAAUUUAAAUAUCAAAAGAUAUAUAUGAAUCAGUAUAUGAACACAGUAGAAGCAAGAUUAAUUUGCUAGAAUAAAAAAUUAUGUAAAAGGUACAGUGAAUAAUACUAGAGUAAAGUAGUUGAGUAUAUUUUCUUUUAUUUUUCUUAUCUUCUGUCUUUAAUUUUUUUUUCUUUUGGCUAUCUAUUUCUUUCUCCUGUUCUGCACUCUGCCCAAUGUUGCUUACCCUGAAAGAGAAUAGCCGGAUAGGUGUAUAUAUAUGUUCAUUGUGCAACAAUUCUCCAGGAAUCUGCAGCUUCCUGGCUUCCCAUAUUUCAGUGAAAUCUCCCAAGAAGCAAUAAUGAAGGAAUUUCUUCCAUGGGCAUUUUUCAUAAUGGAAGUGUUACCAAUUCCAAAGCUAAAGUAAAUUCAAAACCACCAGCAAAAGAAAUUCUACAGAAAUUCUGAAGCAUCCUAAGAGUAAGGUAGAAAAAGAGAAACUUCUUUUGCAGGGAAAAAAAAUCUUUGAAAAACUGAAAGGCAAAUUUCAGCACAGCAUCCACAUAAAAAAUUAUAUGCUGGCAAACAUGGAAGCAAUAUUAUGGCAGACAUCGGUUACAGUUUUCUACAGAGCCUCUGGGUGUCGCUGUUCGCCAAUUUGGUAGUGAAAUUGUUUUAAAGUUCCAACCGUCGCGUUUGCAAUUUCUCUGAAACAUCCGGACAAAAUAUAUAAGAGAUAACAUUGCACGGAAUGUUCUGAAGGCAACUUUUAUGUGGAAUUUGUCAGAUUGUAAAGACAAUGGAAGAAACACAGAGGCUGCAAAGCUAUAAAAAGAAGAUCUUCCAAUACCUUAUCACAAUAUUCGUUUGGAAAGCAAUUUCUGGGAACAUUCAUUAUGUUAUUAGAGAAGAAACACCAAUUGGUUUUUUUGUGGGGAACAUUGCAAUGGAUUUAGGAAUAGAUGGCAAUAAUCUUUCAGAAUAUGGACUACGGAUUGCAACCAGGACAGGUAUGGUUCAAUAUUUUGCUUUGAAUUAUAACAAUGGCUAUUUACAAACCUCUGAAAGAAUAGACAGAGAAAAAAUCUGUGGAUGGGCAGAGAACUGUGUUUUAAAUUUUGAGAUUAUUAUUGAGAGCAAAAUAGAGAUUUACAGGGUUGAAGUGAAAAUUACAGACAUAAAUGAUAAUGCUCCUCAGUUUAUACCUGGGAAACAUGAAAUCAAAAUCAGUGAAUUAUCUACUCCAGGAUCCCAAUUUCCUUUACCUGAAGCUCAAGAUCCAGAUCUGGGCAUAAACUCUAUACAGAGAUAUGAACUUACCAGUAAUAGUCAUUUUUCUCUGGAUAUGCAAAUAAAAGCAAAUGGUGCCAGACAGGGUGAGCUUGUGCUGAAAAAACAUCUGGAUCGGGAACAGCAAUCAACGUAUGAUUUAAUCUUCACAGCUAGUGAUGGAGGUGAACCAGUGAAAUCUGGAAGCGCUAGAAUCCAAGUCAUUGUUCUGGAUGCAAAUGAUAAUGCACCGAUUUUUAGCCAAUCUAUUUAUGAAGUCAGUAUUGAGGAGAACAUUCUUAAAGGCUUCACAAUUCUUACAGUACGAGCUAUUGAUCUGGAUGAAGGACUCUAUGGAGAGAUAAAUUAUUCAUUCAAAAAAAUCACAAAAGAAGAUUCCAAAAUAUUUACUUUAAAUUCAACAUCUGGUAUAAUAACUAUUAUGGGGAAUCUUGAUUAUGAAGAAUCGUCCUUACAUGAAUUUGAAGUGAAAGCCGAGGAUGGAGGGGGAUUAUGUGAUUGGGCAAAAGUUUUGGUCAUUGUAAUGGAUCUUAAUGACAAUGCACCUCAAGUAACAAUAUCAUUUUUCAUCAAUUCUAUAUCUGAAAAUUCACCAAAAGGAGCAGUUAUUGCCCUCCUUAAUGUACAAGAUGAUGACUCAGGAAUCAAUGGGGAGGUCACAUGCUCACUUACCAAUAACUUCCCAUUCCAAUUUAAAAAAUCUCUCAAUAAUUUCUAUAGGUUGGUAACAUGCAAUGAUCUUGAUAGGGAACUUAUAUCAGAUUAUAAAAUAAGCAUUACAGCUACUGAUCAUGGAAAUCCACCACUCACUACAGUCACUGAAAUCUUUCUCCAGAUUCUAGAUACAAAUGACAACCCUCCAGAGUUUCUGGAAUCAAAAUAUACCUCCUACCUUCUAGAAAAUAACCCAAAAGGAGCCUCAGCCUUUUCCCUCAAAGCAAGUGACCCAGACUGGGAAGAAAAUGCCAGAAUAACUUACUCCAUCAUUGAGAGCCAAAUGAAGGACUUGCCCCUCUCCUCCUAUCUCUCCAUUAAUUCUGAGACAGGGACCGUCUAUGCCCUAAGCUCCUUGGACUAUGAGGAGAUUCAAGAGAUUCAGUUCCAGGUCAAGGCUCAGGAUGGAGGAUCCCCAUCGCUCAGCUCUAAUGUCUCGGUGACUCUCUUCAUCCUGGACCAGAAUGACAAUGUGCCAGAGAUCCUGCACCCCUCCCCUCCCACUGAUGGCUCCACUGGGAUAGAGCUGGCCCCUCGCUCUUCUGAGCCAGGUUACCUGGUCACUAAAGUAGUGGCAGUAGAUGCAGACUCUGGCCAGAAUGCCUGGCUCUCCUACCAGCUGAUCAGAGCAACAGAACCAGGGCUCUUCACCGUGGGACUGCACACUGGCGAGAUCAGGACUGCUCGGCUUUUUCUGGAGAAAGAUGCCCUGAAGCAAAUCCUGGUGGUUUUAGUGAAGGACAAUGGGCAGCCGCCUCUCUCUGCCUCGGUCACUCUCACGGUGGUUCUGGCUGACAACAUCCCUGAAAUUCUCUCAGAUCUGAGCAACAUCUCAGUUCCUGUAGAUCCUCAGUCAGACCUCACUUUCUACUUAGUGACUGCAGUGGCUUUUGUCUCCUGCUUAUUCUGUACCUUCCUCCUUGUGCUACUGGCAAUUAGAGUGUAUAGAUGGAGGAAUUCAAAAUUGUUAGAGUCAAGAAGUGUACAUUUUAGUGGUGUCCCAGUGUCACAAUUUGUUGGGAUGGAUGGAGUCCGAGCCUUUCUUCAGUCUUAUUGCCACACUAUUUCACUCACCAGAGAUUCUAGAAAAAGCCACUGCAAUUUUCAUGAGGAAAACUGUUCAAAUACUCUGACCAAUCAACCUCUAACCUGUGGGGUGAGUGACCCUAUCCUAGCCUAUGGGGAUUUAAACUCGAAGAAUGAUGAGCAAAUCUUAGUUAAGAGCCAUCUUUCUGUCUGACUCUCCUCUUCAAUAAACUACAACCUUCUUUCUAAAGCAGUCUCCAUGUUUGUUUAUUCCUGGCUUGGACUGGAUCCUGAUGAAGAUUUUUCCUUCAACACCAGCAAGAAGUGAGAAAUUGUUAAGUGAGCACUAUCUGCGUUGUUGGCACAUUACCCCACUCUGAUUGUCAAAAUGAAUACUUCUUUCUCUAAAUAAUGCCAAAGAUUAAAUGAGCAGGUUGGACCCUUUCAUAUGUGAUGGUAAUAUUAUAAAGCUCCAAAUCUUGGGAAAUGAUUCAUAAUAAUAUAAUUUUAAAGGUUGUAAUUUAACUUGAGAUAUCUCUAUUAAAUUCACCAAAGUAUGUAUAUCCCUUCAAAAUUUAUUGAACUAGUAGUUCCUUAUUCUCAAUUUCUUGUAUACUAUGCAUAUUUAUUUUGCUAAAUUUUUGAGUUGCUGUCUUCCCCUCCAUGAAAUGUUAUUUCUUUUACAUCCAAAGCCACUGGAGAUUCAGAGGCUAUUAAAGCAAUAAAACAGAAGAAUAAAUGAAAUUGCUAGAAUGCUUGUUCCUUGAAACAGUUUCAGUAGACAGAUGAUCUCUUCUAGAGGUUUUCUCCACUUUUAACUCCAACCAGUUUGUCCAAAUGAAGCAAAUCAGAAGUAAUUCAGAAAUUACCAAAAGCUAACACAAAGUUACAAUAAUUUUCCCUGGUAGCUACCAUCCCCUUACUCUGCCAACAGUCCGAUCUCACAUGACAAAACUCAGCUGUAUAUUUAGGUCUAGAAACUUCACUUAAUUGAUGCCAGAGGUCCUUCCAGCCAUGACUUUUCUUCUUGAUUCCUAAGAAGGUCUUUGUGGUAGGGAAAGCAUAGGAUCCUUGUUUUCAUUUUCUAACCAUACAUUCUCUAUCAAACCAGGGAUUGGAAUAAAAAAGUGUUCCAUAUAAUGAAGUAGAUUCUUAUAAAAGGAGGAAUAUCCUGUCUAAGAAAUUUGCAAAUUAAAUUGUAGUCACAUCCUCCAAUGGGUUGCUAUUAAUGAGCUUAAUGGGUUUAAUGAAGCUGCUUAUAAAGACGAUGAUAUGGUACUGAAGACCAUGAAUGUGUAUACAAAAAUAUGAACAUAGAACAAAGAACAGAAUAGAAAUAGUAAACAGAAGAAGUCAUGAGAUUUAGAGGGAUGAGAUGGAUCAAGGCUAGUGUUAAGAAAAUAAAGAGGAAGGAAGGAAGAAGGAAAGGAAAGGAAAGGAAAGGAAGGAAGGAAGUAAGUUAUGUCGUGGGAUAAAAGGAGGAGAAGUGAAUGAGAAAAUGAUGAGUGUGAGGGACUGUGGGGAAGCUGAGAAAGAAAUGAGACCAUGCUAGGGGAUUCAUAAAUACUCUGUCUUUAUGAAUCCCCUAAUAAUAAAGACUACAGGAGCAGGUUCCAAAAUUCUAUACUUUACCUAUAAUCUGUGCACUAAAACAGCUUAUUGAAGUCUCUGUAAUUCUUGCUUCUUUGUACCCUAUUAUGAGGAGCCUGACAGGGGAGAGGACAAUUUAUGAGUAGAAGAUGAGAAGCAUUAACUUAAUGCAAUAUGUAGUGUAUACCAAGCUAUUCAUAUUAAACAUUUGCAUAGAUUUUUGGUUUUAGCUACCUUCAAUUAAACAAGAUGCACCAGCACUUUCCAAUUCUUGACUCCCUUCUAAUCUCCUUAGAAAACCCACUGG
Molecule: messenger RNA, 5201 nt
Organism: Crotalus tigris (Tiger rattlesnake)
Lineage: Eukaryota; Metazoa; Chordata; Lepidosauria; Squamata; Viperidae
Product: protocadherin gamma-A4-like
Exons: 2
Coding region: 1074-3518 (814 amino acids)
Biological process (GO): homophilic cell-cell adhesion
Cellular component (GO): plasma membrane
Molecular function (GO): calcium ion binding
Source: RefSeq, a predicted model, not a curated record